AUGGCCGUGAUUGUGACUCAAGUGAAGGACGGCCUCGAUGGCACGAGCAUCCUCUGUAACGACGACUUCUGUUACCGAAUUCCUGACCCCCUCGUGCGACUCAAUAACGAGGAUAAUGAUGGUGGGGUGGAGGGAGAGUCCGAGCGGAUGGCUGACAAGGAUGAGGGUGCUGCUGACGUGGCUGAUGGAGGAUGGGAGGACGGCGCAGGGGGGGAUGGAGAGGGUGGAAGGGAGGGAAGACGCGUUGCAGGUGGAGAGGCGGCGGUGCAGGGAGAAGAUCCUGCUGACGUGGACACACGCAGUGAUGCCACGUGUCCUGAACUUCUCCUCCUACGGCAUGGUGAGCCAGAGGCGUUGCCACGCACGCACCUCUUCCCCAUCGGAUCCCCAGCCACGCCUUCCGGCUCUCCCCACCACCACUCCCCCCACCCCCCGCCUCGCCCUCUGGAGAGCCCAUCAGCCCUGGCUCUCUGCCUGCACGCCGCUGAUCUCCCUUCGCUGCCCUUUUUCUCGCCCUUCAUCGCCCCGCCUCCGCCUCUGGAGAAUGCAGAAGUUGCAAUGCACCGCAGAGUCAUGCAGGAGAUUGCCAACCUGACGGCUCACCUGGAAGGCGAUCCAGGGAACGCCCACCUGCUGCUGGAGCGAGGCAGGGCGUGGUACAGCAUUCACCGCUUCCCAGAGGCUGUAGCGGACAGGAAGCAAGCUGUUGCUAUCCUGGAAGAGCCGUCUGCUGCUCACGUGGAACCUCACAGCAGUGGAAGCAAUGGGAGCAAUGGGAGCAAUGGGAGAAUUCGGGGCAACCACCACCACCCCUCCGACCUGCCACGAGCACUGCUCUCCCUGGGCCAGGCCCUGCAUGCAGCAGGCAGGGUGCAGGAAGCAGUGGAAGCCAACGAACGCGCCGCCACCCUCAUCCCAUCCCAGAACCUCACGAGUCCUGCCACGUCAGCAGCAGCCACGUCAGCAGAAGACACAUCAGCAGCCGCCAGCUCAGCGGAGUGGGUGACGGCGUCAGCGGCGUGGGGGAUGGUGGGGCUGUCGUACCAUUGGCUGCCGGAUGCGGAUAGCGCUGAGAGGGCGUUCCGAUUGGCUGUUGAGGCGGACCCACGGAACCCCAAGGCUUACAAGCACUGGGCAAUGCACCGACAGAUGACAGGGGACUUGAAAGGCACCAUCGCUCUCCUCACCAAGUGGUUCUCCCUCGCCCCGCGCACCCCCAAGGCCCAUCUCACCCUGGGCUGUUGUCGGCAGGCCCUGGGGCACAUAGCACAUGCUGUAUCUGCCUUCACGCGCAUCAUUGACGCCCCAUCAGACCCUGAAGAUGCGCCCAUUCUCUUCCACGCUUUCUACCAGCGUGAGAUUGCCAUAUUGACGGCAAUGCAUCUCGACAGCUCCUUCAGUGACUUCUCCAUCGAAGGGGCAUUCAGCACCAAGUUCCUGAACCACUGGGCGUACAAGAAGGACCCAAGAAACCUCUUUCCCGGCUAUGCCAUGCUGCCCCAGGCUGCCGCCUUUGCGCCCCGCCGCCCGCCUCGACGGGCGGCGGAGGAGGAUGAGAGGGAGAGGGAGAGGGUGGUUCGGGCGGCGGACCUGAUUGGUCGGCGCGUGCAGUACAGCAGCGUUGGCAACGUUGUGAACAGGAGAGCGGUGAGCAUUGCUUGUUGGGGGAAGAAUGGAGGAAUUGAGGGAGCGGGAGAGGGUGGUGCGGGCGGCGGACCUGAUUGGGCGGCGGGCAUGGCAGCACUAGAAGUGAUGCAAUCAGCACGCGCCCAUUCACUCCUAUGCAAAUCCUUUUACUCCUCGUCACCGCUCUUCACCUGCCAUCACCCACCUUUCACCCUCUUGUUCUCCAACUGGCAGCACAGGGCGACGGGCAUGGCAGCCCUAGAAGUGAUGCAAUCAGCACGCGCCACGUGGCGGCGGUGGGCCCGGAGAAAGCAAAAGCAUGGACUGACGGAGGGGAGGAGAGCUGCAGAUCCAAGGAAAAGUGAAGAGGAGGAGGAGGAAGAUGAGGAGGAUGAGGAGGAGGAGGAGGAUGAUGAUGAGGAGGAGGAGGAGGGGGUGGGGAUGGUUGUGGAUGGGUGGAGAGGGGUGUUUGGCAUUGGUGCGAGGUGGAGGCAGCUGGUGGACCCAUGCGAGCCCGUCUUGUGGAUGGAGAUGGUCAGGAGCGUUGACCCCUCUCUGGUGGGUAACUCUGUGACUCCUAUUUCUGUGUUCCGCCAACUCACCACCAAAUAUGCAGACUAUUAUAACAGAACCCUCGCAGUCCUCAAGGGCAUCAUGCAGCAGCAGCACCAUGUGUUCGCCAAUGGGGACGACCAGCGCAUUCCCCUUUCAGAGCGGGAUUGCGCCAGGGUAGAGGCAGCAGCAACGGAGUAUGAUCUGUUUGACAUUGUCGGCCAGAGCUUCUUUGUCGUCACUCCAUGCCAUUCUGCUACCACUCCUGGGGUGGUGCUCAACGGCACAGAGAUCCUCAUCCGGGAAGUGUCAUCUCAUUACUCUUUGGAGCUCUCCAUCCGCACCACGCGCCACGUUGACCGCAUUGACCAGCUUGACCGCGAGCUGGGGGCAGCAUGGGAGCACCUGUGCGGACUCAUGGCUGAUCGGAUAAGGACAGGCGGAGGGACGGGUGGGCAUGGAGGAAGGGCAGUGGAAGCUGCCAUUCUGCGAGUUGCGUACUUCUGGUAUCAGGCAAUGCCCCUGUCCCGUGGAACAGCCGUGGUGGGAUAUGCCACGCUCCUAGGCCUCUUUCUGGCUGCUGGGAAGGGGAUAACAGCGAGCAUCCCCCCGCGAAUGCAG
Closterium sp. Naga37s-1 is the source of this 2799-nucleotide messenger RNA. NCBI's taxonomy places the organism in Eukaryota, Viridiplantae, Streptophyta, Zygnematophyceae, Desmidiales, Closteriaceae. The record is from the annotation of a GenBank genome assembly.